AAGAAAACUGAAAUUUUGCCAUCAGUUUCUCAUGAAGAAAUAGAUGCCGCUGUUAGUAUUCAAGAUGCAUUAUUAGAGCAGCAAGAACAAGAUGUUGAUAUGCUAAUAGUAGAUUUGACCUCUCAAAAUCCAGAUCCAAAAAUCAAGCACCAAUUAAAUACAUAUUUAGAUCUCAACAAUUUGCCUAUUGUAACUGAGAAGAAACUUGAUUCUAAAAUUAUCGAAAUU
Cetraspora pellucida is the source of this 228-nucleotide messenger RNA. The record is from the annotation of a GenBank genome assembly. Lineage: Eukaryota; Fungi; Glomeromycota; Glomeromycetes; Diversisporales; Gigasporaceae.